This is a messenger RNA of Hyla sarda, 928 nucleotides long. RefSeq names its product chymotrypsin-like elastase family member 2A. The record is from RefSeq and is a predicted model, not a curated record. Gene Ontology annotation, biological process: proteolysis. Lineage: Eukaryota; Metazoa; Chordata; Amphibia; Anura; Hylidae. Gene Ontology annotation, molecular function: serine-type endopeptidase activity. The transcript has 6 exons. The annotation marks the transcript as partial.
CUUCUCUGCCCAUCUCCACUAGUUCUAUAUCUUUCCCUUUUUGUAUAUGCAGCCUCCAGCUGUGGAGUGCCCACUUACAGGCCCUCGGUAUCACGAGUGGUGAAUGGUGAGGAGGUUGUGCCCCAUAGCUGGCCCUGGCAGGUGUCACUCCAGUACAUCUAUAAUGGAUACUGGUAUCAUACAUGUGGAGGAACCCUCCUCUCCAACACCUGGGUGCUGACCGCUGGCCACUGCAUCAGUUCCUCCGAUACCUACCGCGUCAUGUUGGGCAAACACAACUUCCAGGAGGCUGAGUCUGGUCAAAGAACCAUCAGUGUCGUGAAACUCAUCAACCAUUCAAAGUGGAACCCAAAAAGACUCUCUGCAGGAUUUGACAUCUCUCUCCUGAAGCUGGAACAACCAGUAGAGUUUAGUGACACAAUCCAGCCUGCCUGCCUGCCCCCCGCCGGGACUAUCCUUCAGCACAAUACUGGCUGCUAUGUCACUGGAUGGGGCAACCUGCAAACAAACGGUCCGUCUCCUAACAGGCUACAGCAAGGUCUCCUGUUGGUGGUGGACCACUCCACCUGCUCUCAGUCUGACUGGUGGGGUCGAAACGUCCAGACUAACAUGAUUUGCGCCGGUGGAGACGGCAUCAUCUCGAGCUGCUAUGGAGAUUCCGGAGGACCCUUGAACUGUCUGAACGACCAAGGCGCCUGGGAGGUCCAUGGUGUGGUCAGUUUUGGAUCCUCUCUUGGAUGUAACUACUAUAAGAAGCCGUCCGUCUUCACUCGUGUCUCUGACUUCAACAACUGGAUCAGUACCGUAAGUGUCACAUCGUGCAGAGAGAAAGGCAAGGGGGGUGGGGUGGGAGGGUUCUUGGUGUGGUCACCCAAAAAGAACCAAUCAUGUCGCUGUAUUCGUUUUCCAACCUGACAAAUUAAAGUAG